UCGUGGCAUGCCUAGACAUGUCCUCUCGUUGAAUACAAUAGAAAGUCUCGCUCACGGGGAUUUAUGAAAAGUGUUUGGCAACCAGUGUGCUGCUUCAGUUCAGAAAUCAAACACCGUGUUGUGUACGUCGGAGAAAAACACUUGCUCGUGAAAAUGCCUCUGGCUAAAGACCUGCUGAACCCGACUCUUGACUUCGAGAGAAGGCAACAUAAGAAGAAGAGACUGGUGCAGAGUCCAAACUCUUAUUUCAUGGAUGUGAAAUGCCCAGGUUGCUAUAAAAUCACAACAGUGUUCAGCCAUGCUCAGACAGUAGUGUUGUGUGUUGGGUGUUCCACAGUGCUCUGCCAGCCCACAGGAGGAAAGGCUAGGCUGACCGAGGGUUGUUCUUUCCGAAGGAAGCACUAAUGAAAAUAAUUAAACUGGAUCUUUUGGAAAAAAAAGUUCCUUAUCGUUUCAUUGAUUGCAAUGAGUGGAAUGUCACUACAGUGAUUAUUAUGUGGAAGAUUAUUUCUACUGUCACUUUUCUGAAUAAAGUCUGAGCAGUG
Messenger RNA from Hemibagrus wyckioides, 545 nucleotides. It is a transcript of the gene rps27l, whose product is annotated as ribosomal protein S27 like. Gene Ontology annotation, molecular function: RNA binding; structural constituent of ribosome. NCBI's taxonomy places the organism in Eukaryota, Metazoa, Chordata, Actinopteri, Siluriformes, Bagridae. The record is from RefSeq and is a predicted model, not a curated record. Gene Ontology annotation, biological process: translation; ribosomal small subunit assembly. The transcript has 4 exons. Bases 64 to 405 code for a protein of 113 amino acids. Gene Ontology annotation, cellular component: ribosome; cytosolic small ribosomal subunit.